UUCUUCAACGGCCACUUCUCCUUCACAACCCUCGGCGUCAGCCUUGAUGAAAGCUACACAAACAUGAAGUCUGGGGUGUACACGUUCCGGGCGCACGGCACCAUCUACCACAACGUUCAUUCCUUCGGGCCAACAUCACGUCCAGAUCAUCUACAAUUGUACUUCUACGACGACGAUCCAGGCCUAACCCAUCGCAAGGCUGCCACCGAGCAAUUAGACCAAGAUGUCGUCAAAAAGUUAGUGGACAUACUCAGGGAAAACCUGUACUCCCAGCAGUUUAGGAGUUUGGGUGCGCACAGGGACAACCUCGACGAUUACAGGAUAGACCUCAACACUGACCAGAGACUAGACCAACGGAAGUAUAAUAGACCUCUGUCAUCGGAGGUCGCUGCAAUUUGGGUGGAGGGCACUGACCUAGCAAAGAGGUUCGAUCGUAGGAUUACACUUUGCGGGAAUGACAACCAGAGGCACAGUAUACAUGUGACGGCUGGCUCGUAUGACCCUCUCUCUUACCCACUCUUCUACCCAAGGGGGGAGCUCGGUUGGCACCCGAAACUUCCUAAACGUGAUGUCCCUUGGCCGGUUGUGCAACAACCAAGAGGUAGAGGUGAUGAUGAUGAUGAUGAGGAUGCAGGUAAGCCUUAUGCAUAUUCUGUCGUUUAGAUGAAUUGUAUACUUCUCAUAUGAAUCCUAAUGUCUGCGUUACUCAUCCAUGUGCAGAGGGGAAUAGCAGGUUAUGCGUCUCGGUGAGAGACUACUACUGUUACAUGCUCCAGACACGACCUGGGAUAUUCAAUCCCAUACUCUGUGGAGCACGAUUGCUCCAGCAAUGGGGGGUGGACAUGUACAUCAAGAUUGAGAGUUGUAGGUUGAAAUGGUACAGGAAGAACCAAACAAAGAUCCGUGCCGACCUGUAUAAAGGAGUUGUUGAUGCAAUUACAUCCGGGGAGACCCGGGCAAGCGCUGUUGGAGUAAGGAUAGUGCUACCUGGAACGUACCCAGGUGGCGACCGCGACAUGAAGCGGAGGCAUAUGGAUGCCAUGGCAAUUGUCCAUACUUACGGGAAGCCUGACAUCUUCUUGACCAUGACCUGCAACCCUAACUGGGAAGAGAUAACGAAUGAGUUGUUUCCUGGUCAGACAG
Molecule: messenger RNA, 1143 nt
Organism: Aegilops tauschii subsp. strangulata
Lineage: Eukaryota; Viridiplantae; Streptophyta; Magnoliopsida; Poales; Poaceae
Source: RefSeq, a predicted model, not a curated record